UUGGAAAUUUAUGUUAAAUACGUUGGGGUGAUGAAAAAUAACCUUCAAAAGGAUUGGUAUAAUGAUUUAGGUGAUAAUGGGCAUAAUUCUAGAGUUACCAAUUUUUUUGGAGUUACUCAAGAUCCACAGAUAAGAGAUUUUAUGCUUGUCAUCGAUUUUGUGCGAGAUGGAAAUUUACAUCAAUUUCUAUUGAAUCAUAAUGAGUUGAAUUCUACCAAGAUGCAGCCAGGGCGGCCCCCCCUAAGUGCGG
Molecule: messenger RNA, 250 nt
Organism: Racocetra fulgida
Lineage: Eukaryota; Fungi; Glomeromycota; Glomeromycetes; Diversisporales; Gigasporaceae
Source: the annotation of a GenBank genome assembly